AUGUCUAAGCUCAUCACUGUUUUUGGUGCCACUGGCAACCAAGGUGGGUCCGUCAUCGAGGCCAUCCUCGCGGAUGCCCAGCUCUCCAAGGAAUUCAAGAUCCGUGGUAUCACCCGCGAUACCACCAAGAAGUCUUCCCAGGAACUCGCCAAGCGUGGAGUCGAGGUAGUCACUGCUGACCUUAGCUCUCCUGAGUCUCUCACCGAGGCCCUGAAGGGCUCCCACACUGUCUUUCUCGUCACCAACUACUGGGAAACCAUGAAUGCCGAUAUUGAGUACGCGCAGGGUAAGAAUGUGACCGAUGCCGCUAAGGCUGUUGGCGUCUCCCACUUGAUUUUCUCCUCCCUCCACCACGUCAAGGAAGAGACCAACGGCCGCCUCACCAAAGUCCCUCAUUUUGACAGCAAGGCCAAUGUCGAGAAGUACAUCCGUGCCUCCGGAAUCGGAUGCAGCUUCGUUCUUCCUGGAUACUACAUGAGCAACUACACCCAGAUGCUCACCCGCUCCGACGAUGGCUCCUACACUCUCUACUAUCCCGUUGGUAACAAGGCCAAGUUCCCCCUCUUCGAUGCCGCUCAGGAUACCGGCCUUUUCACCAAAGUUGCCCUCAAGCACGCUGGUGGGCUGAAGAACAAGCAGGUUCUGGCCGCUUCUGCGUACUACACUCCCCAGGAGAUUGUCGACAUUUUCUCUCGUGUUACUGGCAAGAAGGCCUCCUUCGUCCAGCUGUUCGUGGAGGAGCCCGGUUACUACCUGGGAGAGCCCCUUGAGCCCAGCCUGAAGCUUCUCGAUUCUAAGCCUACCACUUGGGAGGAGUUUGUCAAGAAGAACGUUUCUGCUUGGAAAUAA
Penicillium cataractarum is the source of this 849-nucleotide messenger RNA. Its product is annotated as NmrA/HSCARG family protein. The record is from RefSeq and is a predicted model, not a curated record. Lineage: Eukaryota; Fungi; Ascomycota; Eurotiomycetes; Eurotiales; Aspergillaceae. The transcript is spliced from 4 exons. Bases 1 to 849 code for a protein of 282 amino acids.